CAAGAGUUAUAAUUGUAACCAAAACCAAGUCCAUCAAGACUGUAAACUGUAACGUUGUAUGUCAACCUUAAAAAUGGACGUCAAUGUGUUAAUCGCUCUCUCUGCUGGUUUAGCUAUUAUGAUUGCUAUAAUUACGAUAUUUACUCGUCGGGCAUCAGCCCAAAAGGAAAAUGUAGAAGAAAUUGUAGCACCAAGAGGUCAGCCAGUGAGGCGAGCAGCAGGUGUCAGGAAUGCUAGAAGGAGAAUGCGAGGAGGAGUUGCGGGACCUGUGGAAGCGGUCGAGGAUGAUGGAUCGGACAAUGGGGAUGUAGCAGACAUGGAGGAAAAGGCGGAAUUAGCCGACAGCAAGCUGGGAGCGAAAAAGAGAGCCAAACUUGAGGCAAAAGCUGAGAAAAAGAUUCAUAGGGAGGCAGCGGAACGCGAGAGGGAAGAGCGUAAGAAGAAAGAAAAACUGUUGCAGGAGGAAAGCGACAAACUGAGAGAAAAAGAAAAAGCAGAAGAACUACAGAAAGAAGAAGCAGAGAAAAAAGCAAGGGAAGAAAUAGAGCGGCAGAAACACGAGGAGUACUUGGAAAUGAAAAAAGCUUUCAGCGUGGAGGAAGAAGGUUUCGAUGAGAACGCGGAAGGUGACGAGGAAGAUCUUCUUCAAAAAUUUUUACAAUACAUAAAACAGAACAAAGUCGUAAUUUUGGAAGACCUCGCAGCCCAUUUUGGCAUCAAAACUGCCUCAGUCAUUGAACGAAUCCAAGGAUUACAGGCCAGUGGAAGUCUGACAGGUGUGAUAGACGAUCGAGGGAAAUUCAUUUAUAUUUCUCAAAGCGAACUUGAAGAUGUCGCUAAAUUCGUUCGACAACGCGGAAGAGUCAGUAUUACUGAACUCGCUGAAAAUUCUAAUAGACUCAUCAACCUCAAUCCUGGUACAAAUACCGAAAUCGUCGAGGCCAACUAGAUCUUUUUAUUGAAGAGAAUUGAAAUAUCUGUACUCAUUGAAAAAUAUUUGAAAACUCGAAAAGGUUCAAAAAUUUGAAAACAUUUCGCUUCAUUCUAAAGACAAUUAUCAACGAAAUCUAAAGUAACGAAUCGAAGUUUUGAACAGGCUCGGGCUUCAAGUGUUGUCUUUUCCAGAACUAUGUUUUUUAUAAACUUUUUCCUCACAACUUUGCAAUCUACAGAUAUUGUCAAUAGUUUGAAAAAUUUGAAAAAUCUCACUUCAUGGCUGCUCCAUUUCCAAUAACUCCAAAUCUAUCUCAUAAUAUAAUCGGCUGAAUCGCAGGUACGACGAAAGUAACGAAGAGAUAUUCGAGUAUUCUUCCUCAUUAAAAUAUUCUGUAAAUAAUGAUUUAUUAAGUGUUAAUAAAUAAACGUUAGGAUAUAAAAAAAUUGAUUAAUUUAA
Messenger RNA from Venturia canescens, 1393 nucleotides. It is a transcript of the gene Ddrgk1, whose product is annotated as DDRGK domain containing 1. The coding region runs from base 59 to 949 and encodes 296 amino acids. The transcript is spliced from 2 exons. Lineage: Eukaryota; Metazoa; Arthropoda; Insecta; Hymenoptera; Ichneumonidae. The record is from RefSeq and is a predicted model, not a curated record.